Messenger RNA from Trachymyrmex cornetzi, 1545 nucleotides. RefSeq lists its product as uncharacterized. Lineage: Eukaryota; Metazoa; Arthropoda; Insecta; Hymenoptera; Formicidae. The record is from RefSeq and is a predicted model, not a curated record. The transcript is spliced from 4 exons. Bases 240 to 962 code for a protein of 240 amino acids.
GCUAUCUUUAAGUCAGUGGUCUUCCCGAAUAACAUCUCCCCGAAUGCAGCCAUAUUCGGCUGUAUAAACACUAUAAACAUUACAACAUGGGAAAGGGAUGACGAGGGGAAUCAGAGGAAAUAGAUCGAGUAGUGGAGUUUGUGAAACGUCUAAAAACGUCGCGAAUUUCAGAGUUUUGAAUUUUCGUAGUUCAUGGCGUGGCGAUUAUAGAGACAAGAAAUGGUUUAAAUUCGAAUACUAUGGGUGGAGCGCACUUAUAUACACCACAGUCCAUCUUACAACAGAUGAUGAACCAACAGAAUCUACAGCAGCAACAGAAUCUACAGCAGAUUGGACCAUGGAUGCAAACACCGCAAGUACCACCAAUAACUAUUCCCUGGAGCGUACCAGCGUUACAUCAGUCGGAAUUGGUUAGAUUUACUGGAGAGACCAGCUCUGGACCAAUACUUCAUCAGAAAAGAAAAUUAGAAGCAACAGAUGUAGAUACGCGUCAAACAAAGCAGUUUAUAACAGAAGAAAAAAUAGCUGCACAUUUUAAAGAUCUGCACAUUAGUUCUAAUUAUGAAUCCGAGAAUCCGGUGCCAUCAACUUCUACUGUUCAUACGUCAUCUUCCUGUUAUAAGCCAUUAAAUAUGGAUUUGGAUGUUGAUGCAACGAAUGCAUUGAAUAACGAACAAACAAGCGAUCUACAUCCAAGAUUGGUCCUUUCAGAGGAACUCAAGCGAAUGCAAGAGGAACCUAUUUUGCCAUCGACUCUUAUAUCUAAAUUAGAGAGGCCUUCUAUGGCUCUGGUUCUUUGGGAACCACCAAAUAGGCAUCUCCGUAUCCUACCAACGAGAGAUACUCCAACGCCAAUUCCGAAUACAUCCGACGACAAUAAUAACAACAAUAAUGUUACUAUUCCCGAUCUAAAUAACAUAUUAUCCAGUGCCAGAUCAGCAUUCGAGCCAAUGGAGUUAUGAGACUCUUUGGUUAGUACUGCAUAUUUUAUCUCCAAAUACGUUGAAAACGAAAAAGUAUAUUGUACUUUAAAUUGGAAAAAGGUUUCAAUAAUCUGCAAAAUGUAAACUAGAGUAAGAUAAGGGAUAAAAUGUGUUUUGCGGUUUCUCCUACUGUAUAAUAAUCAUUUGAGUGAUGUAUCUGAGUGAGUUUGAAACACAUCUCUAAUAUAUUAUUUUCAUUUGAUAAUGAUGGAUUUUACAUCAUUUUAAUACAUCUUAUAAUUUCGCUAUUUAAGGUUCUUGAAUAGUCACCACAGUCAUAUUGAAUUGUGACAUCAAAAAUGACAUGUUAAUUUUUGUUACGUGCCAUUUGUAAAUAAAGACUAUUUGGAUAAAACCAAAUGAUGAUAUCGCUUUAAAAUAACCGUAAAAAUGGAUAAAAACUAUGUUUAUUUCUCUUCCAGACAGUCAGUAAAUGAUCGUAAAAAGUGAUAAAAGGCACAUGAAAGCAUGGUGGAAUAAGAAAAGUAAGCUAUUGUGUAUAAUGGCGGAAAAAGAGUGAGGGACACAAAACGACAACCAAUGGCUGCGUUCAGCAGAGAAA